AUGAAACAGGCCACCGCGCACACCAAAUCUACCGUUCAGCUGGAUAUCAUUGUUGUAGGCGCUGGCUUGAGCGGCCUGGCGACUGCAGUGGCAGCUGCACUGUCAGGACAUCGAGUAACGGUAUUUGAAUCGGCAAAGGAACUUCUUGAGUGGCAGAGAGGUAUUGAGAUCGUGUCACAGGUUGGAGCGGGACUACAAGUGACGCCGAACUCCACUCGUAUUCUUCAGAAAUGGGGUCUGUCCGACAGACUUUGGAAUUCUGCAUCUAGGCCAACAGACUUAAUUGUUCAUCGGUAUUCGGGAGAAAUCCUUGCCAAAGAAGAAAACUUCAAUAGAAACAUCCGCGCCAAGUACCAAGCGCCCUUCCUCGGCUUGCACCGUGUCGACCUUCAGCUUUCACUUUACGAACGCGCCAAGGAGCUCGGUAUUAAUUUUAAGCUCGGCGAAAAGGUCGAUAGCAUCGACUUCGACAUCCCGGAGCUCACAACACAAUCUGGAGUCAAGGCUAGAGCAGACCUCAUCGUCGCCGCAGACGGGCUGUGGUCACGUUCUCGCGCAUGCUUUCUGAAGAAGGACGAUCCGCCACUGGCGACAGGCGACCUGGCGUACCGCGUAGUUCUCCAUAUUGAUAAGAUUACAGACCCCGAGUUGAGAGAAUGGAUCUUGAAUCCACAAGUACAUUUCUGGAUUGGACCCGGCGCGCAUUGUGUUGGGUAUUCGAUGAGAGCCGAGAAGAUGUAUAACCUCGUACUGUUAGCGCCUGACGAUCUACCCAAUGGCGUAAGCCGACAAGCAGGAACCGUCGAGGACUUGAAGGCCCGGUUCAAAGAAUGGGACCCAAUCUUGAGGAAACUCAUCGACGCAGUCGACACUGUUGAAAAGUGGAAACUGAUGCACAGAGAGGAGAUGAGUUCUUGGGUGAACGAGAAGUCCAACUUCGUGUUUGUUGGGGACGCAUGCCACCCAAUGCUACCAUACCUCGCUCAAGGUGCCAACUCAGCCGUAGAAGAUGGUGCUGUGCUGGGCUUACUUCUUGGCCACCUCACAUCCAAGACACAGCUACCAGCAGCUUUAAGACUGUACGAGAGAUUACGUAAAGCGAGAGGAGAAUCCAUUGUCAGAGAAACGUUCAAACAGCGCCACGAUUUCCAUUUGGACGAUGGCCCCGAACAGGAAGCCCGAGACCAGGUCUUUAUAUCUCAACUAGGAAAAAAGCUGAAGGGACCGUUUCCCAGUAGAUGGACUUGCCCCGAGGUUCAGCCUUGGCUGUAUGGCUAUGACGUAUACAAGGAGGUCGAAGAAGCCAUGAAGAAUGAUCCGUUCAGCAGGCCAAACUUGUAG
Molecule: messenger RNA, 1341 nt
Organism: Colletotrichum spaethianum
Lineage: Eukaryota; Fungi; Ascomycota; Sordariomycetes; Glomerellales; Glomerellaceae
Product: FAD-dependent monooxygenase OpS4
Exons: 5
Coding region: 1-1341 (446 amino acids)
Biological process (GO): secondary metabolite biosynthetic process
Molecular function (GO): FAD binding; monooxygenase activity
Source: RefSeq, a predicted model, not a curated record